UAAUAUAGUAUAUGUUAAUACAUUCAAUUUUAACAUGUCACUUCCCAUUUUUACAUAUUUGUUUUGUAUAAACCUUGUCUUUGGUCUUUCUCAUUGUCUGAAUAGUUUUGGUGAUGGUCCGCUUCCUAGGUACUUUGACUGGAGAGAUCAUGGUGCGGUGUCUCCCGUGAAGAAUCAAGGAGGUUGUGAGGCCUGCUGGGCCUUCAGUGCUGUGGCUUGUAUAGAAAGUCAUUUAAAAAUACACUUGUCCUCCGAAGAAAUACUAUCGGAGCAAUUUCUCAUUGAUUGUGCUCCCGGUAAUAUCGGCUGUAAUAGCACUAGCGUCUUAAAGACUUUCGGGACUAUAGUAAAUGAUAUCGGAGGAGUAUUGCGUGACUUAGAUUAUAAACCAUACGAGGCCAAACAGAAAAAGUGCUCCUGGGAUCCUUUAAAAAGGCCAAUUCCCGUUGUUGGUUACCGAAGAGUCAAACCAGACGAACAAAUUAUGGCAUUAUAUGUUGUGAAUGUCGGACCUCUCUCGGCUGCAAUAAACUCGGCGUCUAUGGCUAAAUACAAUGGUGGUAUAGACGAACCUACAGAUAAAUUGUGUUCACCACGACAAACAAACCACGCUAUUCUCAUUGUUGGCUUUAGUUUUUACGAGGACCCACAAAGUAAAACCUACGUUCCGUAUUGGAUAAUCAAGAAUUCGUGGGGGACGUCCUGGGGUGAUUAUGGCUACUAUUAUCUUGUGCGUGGUCGCAAUGCUUGCGGGAUCGCCACUGAUGUAUCUUACCCUUACGUCAUGUGAAAGAUGACCUUUGAAGUUGUUUAACGAAAAUAAAUAUAUUUCUUGUUAAACUA
This is a messenger RNA of Danaus plexippus (monarch butterfly), 843 nucleotides long. Its product is annotated as putative cysteine proteinase CG12163. The transcript has 5 exons. Lineage: Eukaryota; Metazoa; Arthropoda; Insecta; Lepidoptera; Nymphalidae. Gene Ontology annotation, cellular component: lysosome. The record is from RefSeq and is a predicted model, not a curated record. The coding region runs from base 35 to 790 and encodes 251 amino acids. Gene Ontology annotation, molecular function: cysteine-type endopeptidase activity.